Siniperca chuatsi (mandarin fish) is the source of this 1985-nucleotide messenger RNA. It is a transcript of the gene napba, whose product is annotated as N-ethylmaleimide-sensitive factor attachment protein, beta a. The transcript has 10 exons. Gene Ontology annotation, cellular component: vacuolar membrane; terminal bouton; synaptobrevin 2-SNAP-25-syntaxin-1a complex. The record is from RefSeq and is a predicted model, not a curated record. Gene Ontology annotation, biological process: intracellular protein transport; SNARE complex disassembly; regulation of synaptic vesicle priming. Lineage: Eukaryota; Metazoa; Chordata; Actinopteri; Centrarchiformes; Sinipercidae. The coding region runs from base 124 to 1011 and encodes 295 amino acids. Gene Ontology annotation, molecular function: soluble NSF attachment protein activity; syntaxin binding.
CUCAGCAUCAGCACCAGCAGAGACGUCAGCCCCCUCUCCUCUCUUCUCCUCUCCUCUCCGUCCACUGCGGAACAUCGGCCUGUUUUCCUCCCAUCACUCCGCCAGCGGCAGACCCAGCUCGCUAUGGACAACUCCGGCAAAGAGAAGGAGGCCAUGCAGCUGAUGGCUGAAGCCGACAAAAAGGUCAAAGCGUCCGGAUCCUUCCUCGGAGGGAUGUUCGGGGGAAACCAUAAGGUGGAGGAUGCCUGUGAAAUAUACGCCAGAGCAGCCAACAUGUUUAAGAUGGCAAAGAACUGGAGUGCUGCGGGGAAUGCUUUCUGUCAGGCCGCUCGGCUCCACAUGCAGCUGCAGAACAAACUGGAUUCUGCCACCAGCUUCGUCGAUGCCGGCAACGCCUACAAGAAGGCCGACCCACAGGAGGCCAUCAACUGUCUAAAUCAGGCCAUUGACAUCUACACUGACAUGGGUCGGUUUACCAUUGCAGCCAAACAUCACAUCACUAUAGCGGAGAUUUAUGAGGCUGAGCUGGUUGAUAUUGAGAAGGCCAUUGCCCACUAUGAGCAGGCAGCAGACUACUACAAGGGAGAAGAAUCUAACAGCUCAGCCAACAAAUGUCUUCUGAAGGUCGGACACUACAGCGCUCAGCUGGAGCAGUACCAGAAAGCUAUUGAAAUCUAUGAACAGGUUGCUAUGAACACCAUGGACAAUCCUCUGUUGAAGUACAAUGCUAAGGAGUAUUUCUUCAAGGCUUCACUGUGUCACUUCAUAGUGGACGAACUGAACGCCAAGUUGGCCAUAGAGAAGUAUGAGGAGAUGUUUCCAGCCUUCUCAGACUCCAGAGAGCUCAAACUGUUAAAGAAACUCCUAGAAGCCCACGAGGAGCAGAACAGCGAGGCGUUCACGGAGGCCGUCAAGGACUUUGACUCGGUGUCCCGUCUGGACCAGUGGUUGACCACAAUGCUGCUCCGCAUCAAAAAGACCAUCCAGGGAGACGCUGGGGACCUGAAAUAGACAAAUGUAGAGAUAGGGGAGGGAGACAGGGGAAAAGGGGGUGGUAAAGAGAGAAGAAAGAUCAGGGAAGAGGGGGUUGGUAAAUAAAUGAAGGGAAGGGAGAAUGACGGGGAGUGUAAAGACGUGUUUUGGUGGGAAAAAAAGGUCAAAAAGAAGAGAGCGGGAGGCAGAAAGAGUUUACAGUUGUACAUAUCAGUCUGCAUGUGAUCCCCAACUAGCUAAGCAUCACCUUCAAACCACCUUUAAAUGACCCUGUGCCCCUGGUCCUUCAGUAUUGCUAUCAUAACACUGGACAGAAUUGUACUCAAAGAGAAAGAGUGGAAAUAAAAAGGUGUGUCUGAGAGAGAAAGAGAGAGAGAGAGUGUGUGUGUGUGUGUGAGAGAGAGAGAGAGAGAGAGAGUGUGUGUGUGUGUGUGUGUGUGUGUGUGUCUGUGUGUCCUCUGCAGUAAAGUAAAUUAUACUAUUUGAUGGGAAACUCAUAUCAGAUUUAAGGAUAUAUGUUAUUGAAAAGGGAUAAUAAUGUUAUUUAUGAGAUUGUUGAUAUUCAUUGCCAAUACUGAAAAUAUUUAUUAUUUAUUAUGGUGCUCAGUGUUACGAUUUGUCUUAAUAUUUUAGGUAUUAGCCCCUCUCCUCUUUUAUUCUCCUUCCUCUCCUCAUCUGUUCUUUUUCCUCCUCCUCCUCCUCCUCCUCUGUCUCCCCUCGCCCUCUCCUCACCCCUAUGCCCAGUCAAGUCAGUGAUAUCACCCAUUGUGAUUGGUUGGUUCUUUUUGUUCUUGCCAACGGUUGGUCGGUGCACUCAGCCACCAGUGCUUACUCCCGUCUCUGCCUUGUUUGUGCAUGUCUGUUGUCAUGUUGAUGUAAGUGUUCUCCGUGUCGUGCUAACGUGUUAAGAACAUACAUGUAACCUGGUAUCAUUUGUGUGAAAUCAGUAAAUAUCAGAUACCGAGUUCAAAUAAAAACACCAUCGCUCCAGA